Molecule: messenger RNA, 5115 nt
Organism: Nematolebias whitei (Rio pearlfish)
Lineage: Eukaryota; Metazoa; Chordata; Actinopteri; Cyprinodontiformes; Rivulidae
Product: complement C4-like
Exons: 41
Coding region: 1-5115 (1704 amino acids)
Biological process (GO): complement activation
Cellular component (GO): extracellular region
Molecular function (GO): endopeptidase inhibitor activity; protein binding
Source: RefSeq, a predicted model, not a curated record
AUGAAGUGCUGCAUUGUCUCAGUACUUCUCCUGAUCUCCACUGUGGAGGGCUCAGACAGAUUCUUCAUCUCAGCCCCCAAUGUAUUUCAUGUGGGUGUGAAAGAGAAAGUGCUUGUCCAGAUGGGGGGUAAUAAUCUGAAGAAACAAGUUACUCUCCACUUGGAGGAUGGAAAUACCGGGGCACUUAUGUCUGCAAAGACAACUACUGAGUGUACUCAAGAAGGGGAACUCAAAACAGUUGAGCUGAUGAUAAACCAGGAGAGUUGGCCAAUGAUCACAAGUAGAAAUUCUCAUAAAACGCCCUAUCUCAACCUAGUGGCAGUGGUGGCUAACUCCAGUGACAAGAAGAUAACAAGGGUCCUGGUUUCAAAUCACAGAGGAUAUAUCUUUAUCCAGACUGAUCAGCCGAUGUACAACCCAACACAAAACGUAAAUUACAGGGUAUUCACGCUAGAUCACAUGUUUAGACCACACGAAGAAACUGUCCACAUAUCAGUAUUUAAUGCUGAUGGCAAUAGGAUACUAAAGUCUUUGACAGCUCCAGAAGGAGGGAUUAUCAGAAGCCAUUUUCCCAUACCAAGUGUAUCAAAAAUGGGCACAUGGAAGAUUACUGCACAUUAUGAAGAUGAUGAAGAAAAUGCUGCUGUCCGAGAAUUCAAAGUGAAAAAAUUUGUUCUACCAAGCUUUGAAGUUAAUAUUGAAAUGAGGCAGCGUUACAUUUUGUUGAACGAUGAACAACUUCACUUUACCAUUUCAGCAAUGUACUCACAUGGUGAGAAAGUUAAAGGGGCUUACCACUGUCAGUUUGGAGUCAUAAAAAAAGAUGCAGCCUAUGAUCAAAAAGCGCCUGACUUCAUUAAGGGGCUGGAACUGACAGGCUCGGUCCAGGAUGGAAUUGCAACACUUAAUCUUCAAUUAGAAAAGAUUAAUUCAAAAGUAAUGGAACAACUGAACCAAACUCUCUCCGACUUGCUGAAAAGAGGAUCACAACUCUAUGUGGGAGUAUUUGUCACCAACAUUCAAAGUGGUGAAAUACAACAAGGAGAGGUUUACAUUCCAAUUAUUUCCCAGAAAUACGGCAUAGAUUUGUCUCGAACUCGCUCCUAUUUUUCUCCUGGAUAUCCACUUGAUGUAGUGGUGGUCAUGCGACUCCCAGAUGGCACCCCAGCAGCUGAUGUGCCAAUAAAUAUUACUGUUACUGCAGACAAAUCUUUGCAGAUUUGGCAAGGCAUCACUGAUUCAGACGGGGCUGUUUAUUCUGCCUUUAAUAAUAUUCAAGUGGCUGAGAUUAAAGUGAAAGUGUCAGCAGAUGGUGUUCACGAAAGCAAAAUUAUAAAACGCAUUUCAUCAUCAAUUGCCAGCCUUUACAUAGCAAUUACCAACAAGGUACACUCUGUGAAAGACGUACUUUUUGUGACGUUCAACACAAAUGAAGGCCCAAGUCAAGGAUAUAUAUACUACAUGAUUUUAAGCCGUGGGAUCAUAAUAAAAACCGGCUCACUUCCAUUAGGUACAUCAGUUAAACAAAAAAUACAAAUAACAGAGGAUAUGGUUCCAUCUUUCCGCCUGAUUGGUUACUAUUAUGCCACGAAUGGUGACAUCAUAGCUGACUCAGUGUGGGUCGAUGUUAGGGAUGAAUGUGAGAUAAAGGUCAAGGUAGAACAUAAAGGACAGCCUAAGCCUGCAAAAACAACUGUGCUACAACUGGACCUAAAUGGUCACUCAUCUAAAGUGGCACUGCUGGCUGUGGAUAAAGCCUUCUACGGUCUGAACGCUGAUAAUAAACUUACAGCCAAACAGGUAUUUUCUACCAUGAAGUCAUAUGACCUUGGCUGUACAUACGGUGGAGGAUCCAACUCUUCAUCAGUCUUUGUAGAUGCUGGCCUUUCUUUUGCAUCUCAGUCCAUGUCAAGUUCAAGGAAAAGUUUAGGGUGUGAUUCACAAACUGCACGACAAAGACGUUCUGUGGACUUCCAACAGGAAAUCAUCACUUUAAAAUCAAAAUUUGAAGAUCCAGACCUGCAAGACUGUUGCACUGAUGGAUUUUCUCCCAUCCCUAUGAGACGAACAUGUGAGGAAAGAGCAACUAGAGUUCAACUAGUGAAAGAAAAUCAAACGUGUGUUGACGUGUUUCUACAAUGCUGCAAAGAAGCAGAGAGGUUACAACAAAAAAAGAUGCUAGAGGAUGACAAGAGCGGACUCGGCAGGACUACAACCACAGAUGAAAUUGAAAACUUUUUCAUGGAUACUUCUGCGCAAUAUAUUCGGCGAUAUUUCUCUCCAAGUUUUGCAUUUACAGUGUUUGAAGUGAAAGGCAAAAAAAUGCAUUACUUGACUCUACCUGAUUCCAUAACAACAUGGGAAAUCCAAGUGGUCACGCUAUCUCCUGCUACUGGCUUAUGUGUAGUUAAACCACAUGAAAUCAAAGCAUUUAAAGAAACAUUUGUGUCUUUGAGGCUGCCCUACUCAGUCAAAAAAUAUGAGCAACUAUCCAUUUCACCUGUUAUUUACAACUACGUCAACAAAACACUAAAGCUGGCGGUUCAUAUGGAACAAACCGAAGGACUUUGCUCUCCUGCUUCAGCCACUAAAGUCUCCUAUGUAACAACUGAUGUGAAACCACUGUCUUCUCAGCUUGUUUCUUUCUCUGCUGUCCCCAUGGUAACUGGAAAAAUACCCAUUAAAAUACGUCUUUAUGAUGUUGAAAAUAGCUGGGGAAUAGAUGCAGUGGAAAAAAGUUUGAAUGUGCAGACAGAAGGAUUUGAACAAAGAGAUGAAAAAACCAAUGUGGUUAAAUUAGAUGGGCGGAGUUCAAAGACUCUACAUAUUGAUGGUACUUUGCCACAUGAAACAGUCCCUGACUCCAGCUCCAAUAUAUUCAUUUCAAUAGAAGGGGAUGGAUUUGGAAGUUCACAUGCAAAGAAUCUUCUUUCUCCAGAGAAAGUGAACAGUUUGAUUAAACUGCCAAAAGGAUGUUUAGAACAGACAACAAAUAGACUAGUACCUGCAGUCUUGGCCCACCGCUACCUUGACUUAAGUGAUCAAUGGUUUGACCUGCCUCCUGAUGCCAGAGAUAGGGCUCUUGAAAAUAUUAAAUAUGGUUAUAUGAGAAUUUUCAACUAUAAGAAAAGUAACAAUGGAGCUUAUGGACCAUUUUAUUUUGCUCAAUCUAGCAGCUGGGUGACUGCUUAUAUAGUGAAAGUUCUGUCUAUGGUGGGGGAGCGUCAAACAGCAGCUUUUGAACCACAGGGUCAAGUUAUUGAUGUUUCAAUAGAACAAGACCUCAACGACUCAGUCAGAUACUUGCUCUCAUUACAGCAGCCUGAAGGGUCAUUCAUUGACUCAAAACUUGCGUUACACAGAGAUGUUCAGAAAGACCAAGGUCCCUGGUUGACUGCCUUCAUUACACUUGCACUGAAACGAUCCCUUCAGUUCUUGAAACCUGAUGUUCGUCCUGCAGCGGAAGCAAGCAUAUCAAGUGCAACAACGUAUCUCCAGUCUCAACUAGAAGGCCUGAGUCAUACCUAUGCCAUAGCCUUAACAGCUUAUUGUCUCUCAGUUUGCCUGCCAAAUGAAGCAGAUCGAUUACCUGCAUGGAAGAAACUUCAGUCAAGAGCAAUAAAAGAUAAGCAGCACUGCUACCUGUGGACUGACAAUCCCAGUCAAGUGAAUAAAAAUCAAGCUGAUGCCAUCACAGUUGAGACAACAGCCUAUGCCCUUCUGACUGCGGUGGAACUUGUGAAUUAUGACUGGGCAGACCAAAUAGCCUGUUGGCUAACCAGCCAAGAAAACUAUUUUGGAGGAUACAAAUCAACACAGGACACCGUCAUGGCGCUUGAAGCCCUGUCGGAGUAUGAACUAAAAAGGCCCAGACCAGUUGGAAAUAUAAAUGCAGAGUUCACUGUUCCAGGAAGGGCUGAAUCUGUUACACUUGCACUGCAAAAUAAAAAAGAAAAAGUGGAAAGAGACCUAAAGAAAUUUACAGGGAACAUAAUUAAUGUUGAGCUGACAGGAAAAGGAGACUUUAAACUGAAAACUGUAAAGGCUUACCAUGUGCUGGAUCCUGUGGAUGACUGUACCGAACUUUCUAUCAGUGUGACAGUGGAGGGAAAAGUGAAGUACACUGCAAAGAUAAUUGAAAAUUAUGACUAUUAUGAUUAUGAUGCCACUGAGGUAAAGAAGGUGCAAGAGGCACCAUAUGUGAUUGAGCAUUUAGAUGCUCUCACAAGAAGCAGGAGAGAUGUUGAAAACAGCAUAAAUUCAGACAACACUGUUACCUACACUGUCUGUGUCAGUCUUAACUCAAACACCAAUCUGUCAGGAAUGGCUAUUGCUGACAUCUCACUGCUCAGUGGAUUUGAGGCUAAACCAGAAGACCUUGACAGGCUAAAUAUGCCAUCUGAACAAUACAUUAGUCAUUAUGAGUUAUCCUACGGAAGAGUGGUGCUCUACUUUAAUGAGCUCUUAAAUCAAAAGGAAUGUCUAAGUUUUGAUGCUGUACAAAAUAUACCAAUUGGCCUUCUGCAGCCUGCUCCAGCUACAGUCUACGAUUACUAUGAACCAAAGAGAAAGUGCACUGUGUUCUACUCUGCUCCAAAAAGAAGCAAGAUGGUCUCCAAACUGUGUUCAGAGGAUGUUUGCCAAUGUGCAGAAAGGCCCUGUCAUGAAAUCCGGGAUGCAGUCAAAUCAAAGGGAAGUAAAAAAAUCACACCGGCACGUUUACGUCAUGCUUGCGUCGUCCCAUUGAUGGAAUACGUAUACAUUGUUGAGAUUCAGAGUGUUUCUGUUAAGAGCAACUUUGAGCUGUACAAAGCUAACAUAACUGAGGUCCUCAAAUUUUAUGGAGAUCAUCAUGUGAAUAACAGAUCUGUUCGAGUGUUUGCCAGGAGGCUUCACUGCAAAGGGGAGUUAGAACUAGGAAAACAAUAUCUCAUUAUGGGCAAAGACGGCUCUACUAAAGACUCUAAUGGACAGAUGCAGUAUCUGCUGGAAUCAAACACCUGGGUUGAAAAAAGGCCACUGGAAGACGAUUGCAAAAAAUCUGCUAAUAGGCAAAUUUGUUAUAACUUUAAUUAUUUCAUAGCAGAAUACAAGAAAAGAGGCUGCACACAGUAA